Molecule: messenger RNA, 7471 nt
Organism: Anopheles nili
Lineage: Eukaryota; Metazoa; Arthropoda; Insecta; Diptera; Culicidae
Exons: 4
Coding region: 1-7209 (2402 amino acids)
Biological process (GO): regulation of DNA-templated transcription
Cellular component (GO): nucleus
Molecular function (GO): sequence-specific DNA binding; DNA-binding transcription factor activity; zinc ion binding
Source: RefSeq, a predicted model, not a curated record
AUGGAGAGUGUUCCUGAGUGCGGCUUUCAACAGCCACAAGCUGCAGAAGAUGGCUCUUCCUACAUACCGGUGGAGGAUCAAUUGCUAAAACAUUCCAUAGUAGAAAAUGAGUUCUCAAACGAGACUGGCUGUUGUCGUUUGUGUUGCAAUGAUAAUUGUAAUCUACGAAAGCUGUUCCCAGGUGGUUAUAAAGAAGAGCUGUUAACACGUAAAAUCUACGAGUGUACAACUGUGGAGAUCUCUUAUAGCGACGAUCCCGAUGCCCUGAUAUGUUAUGCCUGUGUGGCAAAGAUUGAGGAGUUCCACCACUAUAGAGAACAGUGUCGCACUAAUGACGCUUUGCAGAGAAACUGGAAGCGUCGCCUGGGUAUCGGUACGGUUGUUCUAUCUACAACGCUUCCUCCAAAGUACAUCAAAAAGGAAAAGAACGUGGAUAUUUUCGCUGAAACCAUCACUCUUGACGACUUCCUCCCAGUUGAUAUUCCCCAGCAAUCCCAUACUACAUCGGAAUUGUCCCUCCAGGGAGCUGUAACUAGCGUUGCUGACUCAUCUGGAACCGUAGAUACUUGCAUCCCAAACUCGACUGAAGCAACUGAGAAGAAUGCCGACGUGGAAGAUGAAGAAGAAGAAGUAGAAAAUCUUCUAGAAGUGAUGCCAGAUCGCCCACGAAAAAAUGUCCAACUCACGGUCAACAAUAGUUUCAACUCCGAAUAUGACGAACAGAGUGCAGAAAUAGAGUGCCAAUUGCCGAUUAAAGAGGAACCAGAGGAUAUCGAUGACACAUGUGACUGGAACGAACAAGCAGAGUACAGACAGACUCCUUUGCUGCCAUUGAUGGCAAGUUCCUCCUACGUAACCGAUGGCAACGGUGCGACAGAAGAUCCUCAGCCCUUCCGCGAAGUGUCUGAUGAAGAUGGCUUAGUUUGCCUUAUGCAACAUGGUUUCUUGUACAUGCAAAACGAACAAUACCAAUGGAUGUGCCGAUUACCCGAGUGUCAUGCCCAAGUCAACGUAUACACUGACGAUGAUGGUAGUUUGAUAGGAUAUGCUUGCAAUCACACCCACGACAAAGAAGUGGUAGAUGACGCUAGCGAUAGCGACAUCUUAAACCUACUGGACAGCACACAACAAAUGCAAAAUCACAGCAACGUCCAAAGACCGGAAGAUUUCAAUUUUGUGAAGAAUCAUAAUAGCGAGAACUCUCUCGUAUAUAAAGGUUACAGGUACAGCGUUAAGCAUAAACGGCGAGAUGUAACGAACGAAAAUGAAUUGGAACCUUUUGAAACGCAUACACAUGCGAAGAAUAUACACACGCAUCGCAAAGCAUCCUCAAACAAUGCAGAUGCGUCAUCCUCCUCGAAUGAUGUGGAUGACGAAUCCUCUUCAAUGGAGCAUGAAAAUUAUGCGGAUGAUAAUACGCAAGAUCAGGGAAACGCAGUAGCAGAUUUCCAAUCAAGAUCCCCCGUGUCGGAUGAUGAAAACGAGAAAACGGACCUAGGAGGCAGAAAAAUUGAAGGAGUCGUUCAAAGUGGUUAUAAUUUUAAAUUAAUAAGAACUACCAAGGACCGUGUUCGAUUGCGGUUUGAUGGACAUCUGUAUGUACGAGAAACCACGCGAGCCGAUGGCGUAGUGAUUUGGCGAUGUCGAAGGAACUACGAUUUGUGUGGGGUCGCUGCUUUACAACACGAGAAUGGUUUAGUGGAAAUAAUUGGCAAACACGAUCAUUCAUCCCUCAAAAGAACAUUCAAAACCUUCAAAGAGGAUCGUGGAACUACUGCGUACCGCUUGGUACCGACGUCGAAAGGAGAAGAAGCUCUCCUUCUUGAUGGCUACCGAUACACGAAAAUUAGCUCCAAGUCAUGCGGAAUGAGCACGUGGCAAUGCUCCACCAAUCCUGACACUUGUAAGAUAAAUGUAAUCAUAUCGUCAGAUGGUUUGGCUUACGUCUCCAAAAAUGGGACACAUACGCAUAGCAGUACAGAAUCAGAAACAGUCCCUUCGCCGUCACGGGCGGAAAGAACAAAUCAAGUAGAGAGCUUUAAUGAUCAGCGACGAAACCCUCCUGACGAGAAAAAUAUUAAACUAGCGACCCACUCACUUUAUGCAGAAGAUGAGAGAGACCCAGUCAAAAAGCUUUUAGGGAAGGCAGAAUCCCAACACAAGGCCAUCUACCGUAUAGUGAGAAAUAAAAAAGGGAACAGAGCACUAGUGCACGAAGGGUAUCGUUACUGUAAGGUGCGCCUACGUGUGGACGGCACCGUUACAUGGGUGUGCAAAAUGAAUCGCAAAACUUGUCACGCCGGGCUAUAUCAACUCCCGAACGGUACCUUGGAGUGGGUUAACGAUAAACGACAUAAUCAUCCUCCUACCGACGCGGUAGAGGUACCAGAAAACACCGUGCAGCGCGUGGAAAAGAAAAGCUACCAUAUUCCAAACAAAAUAUUCAUAAGCAGUGAGUGGUACUUUGUACGGAACAAGAAAAACGGUACGACACUGGUUCAUGCCGGGUAUCGUUACAAUAAAAAAGGAAUGCGGGUCGACAACACAUCUUUGUGGCGAUGUGCACAGGCAAUAAACGGCUGUCGUGCUGCAAUUGUGAUGUACUCAAACCAAACGAUUAAGAAAUCUGAUAAUUCCAACCACAACCAUUCGCCACCUCCAGUUGUAUCUGAUGAGACAAUUAUUGAUGAAGAGUGCGGCACCAGCAUGCAUGAGGCAGACGAAAGCAAAAACUCUUCUCCGACGCAGACAACUUCGGACGAUUUUAAUACAUGCAUUGAGGAGCAAGACGAUCCCGAGGCAAAUAUGAGGUCGUUGUUAAACACGAUGCUCGAUGUUUCCGACAGUGGUCCAACCGUACUCUCAGCAUCCGAGGCCCAGUACCGAUAUGUAAAAAAUCGGCGAAUGACACAAGGCCUAGUAUUUCGCGGGUACCGAUAUUCUCGAUCUUGCACGCGCCAACGGUUGGACGGAUCCGUUAAGUGGGUAUGCCAGAUGAAUAAAAAAACCUGCCGCGUAUCGGUGAAGAUCUUAAAGGAUGGAAGUCUGGUGACCGAAAAUCAUAAGCAUAACCACCCUCAGCUACCAGAGGACUUAGACGGCAACCUUUACGACGGUGACGAUGAUACAGAUAUUCAUCUCGAAUACCAAGAUGAAGAGUCAAUGCUCUCGCCCGCAAAUACCGCUGAACCAGCGCGGGAAGUGAAUGCCCAGUAUGAUUAUUACUUUGCACGAAACCGCUUCGAUGGCGAAAGUUUAAUUUUCCAAAAUAAUCGAUACAACAAAGAUUACUCGCGCCCUGAUGGCUCGAUUAUAUGGCGUUGUAUGAUGCGCCAAGGCUGCUUGGGCAGAGCUGUAAUUCGUGUCGAUAACAGCUGUUCUACGUACCGUGACACAUAUCACAACCACCCUGCGUUGCAGGAGCUACCGGAACCGAUGCGAUUCCCAACUAAACCUGCUACUACUGUCGUGGAGAGCCAAUCCAAAUCCAUCAUUAAAGAGCAGAAAAGCGAAGUAAUUAUUGAUGGUAAUAUGCUGAUGUAUAAGCAGAAUAAAAUGAAAAAAAUCAAAUCCUUCUCGGAUGGUACAGCUAUCUAUGAGUGUGUCGAAUCGGUAGGCUGCAAAUCGAAGCUGAAAGUUAAAAUUGGAUCAGCUAAAGGUGCUCCACCGACAGUACUAUUCGAGAGCUCUCACGAUCAUUUGGUUCCAACCGUGCAUGCAAAUCUAAGCACAGCUAGCAACAUUGCGGGUUUUCAAGUAGUGAAUCGAAUUUUUCCACAGAAAAAAUCCCCUCCGCAGCAUAGUGAUGGCGGCAAAGAGUACCAGCUGUUUAAAAGUAAACGGGGCCACAUAUCGCUCGUUUACAAAGAUUAUCGCUUUUCGUUACGCAACCACAACGUGAACGGCGAUUCUUGUUGGAAAUGCCGCUCGAACAAAUCGUGCAGUGCUACCGUGGCCUUCAACAAAGAUGGCGAAGUCAUCUCUAACGGCCAGCGUGUUAAGCCACACAACCAUGCAAGCAACGGAGACUUCAUCGGUAGAGCGGAUCCGUUUGAGUUUGACGAGCUAGAUCCACCGGCUGCGAACUUGAGCGAGUUUGUGAAGAAUUGGAAUGACGGCAAGUAUAAAAAUCAUUUUCUUAACGACACACUGCCGGUUAUGCCAACACCAAACGGGCGCAUCGAUUGGAAUAAAACUAUCUACCACGAGAACUUCUCCUACCGCCUGAAAAUGGUCAGGUACGGUCGGGAAUGUUGGCGGUGCUCAUUGUUCCAGUCGAAGGCUUGUCGGGCAGCGCUAUUCUGCCAGAAGAACGGCACGAUUAUAGAUGGUACGAAUGGACAUCCGCACAAUCACUCAGCUUUUGUGACGGCCAGUAAGGAGGGAAAACAAUUUUUGUCUCGUAAAGUGACAUCCAGUUCACUUGCGUUGUCGCGUAUGCGUAAAGAAGAGGCAUCUAAACGAGCGUUUUCAACUAUUCAUCGUAAUCAGCGCUACUUCCGAUUCUACCCGCCUGGCAGAGAAAUUAAUCGUAAAGGUCCACGCCCUUGGGCGGAGGAGUUCCAGCAGAACCAUAAACUAGACACCGAUCCCACGGCUGCCUCUUCUUCGGCUAAAUUUAUUGACAAAGAGCAAGACGCAAAUGCUGAAAUGACGGAGGAUUCAUUCCAAAUUGUGGCAAAAAAUGGAACUGACAUUUUGCACUACCAGCGCCAUCGAUAUGUACCUAUGUCAGAAGACUCGAUGCAAUGGCGCUGCUCUUUAUGGGACAGCCGUCAUCAGUGUCCAGCUCAGGUGAUCUUACCGGUCUCAGGUGAGCCGAUCAGCGAACCGAAUCCGCCCCACAACCAUCGCCCUCCUCCCCCUGAAACGCUGGAAGUAGAACGUGCUUCGCAGCAAAUUACACCUACCCCUUGUUCAGCAGAGGGAACCAGGAACUACGUAUUAAUGGGACGAUCGGAUAAAACAGUUUAUUACAACGGACACAAAUAUACCUGGACGUGGGAACGCCGAGAUGGGUGGACGUUUUAUCGGUGCAUUCGUUACCAUUCUCAUUUGUGCAUGGUAAUCAUCAAAAUAAACUCUAAAGGUUUGCUAUCUUUCCACAGUAGAACAAAGCACUCCCACGAACCGUGCGAAUCACCAACUUUGCAACCUAAACAACAGCGAAUUCCCCAAGUAAAAAAUGACAUGUGUUCAUUAUCAAAAUUACAGUCCUAUUUAGCCUUAUGCACGAAGCGCGGAUAUAACGACUACAAGAUCCAGCGUUCCGUGCGAGGAUAUUCCUUGCAGCAUCAAGGUCACGUGUACUGGUUGCAUACUAAGUUGGCCUGUGGACUGCGUGUUUAUAGAUGCCGCUAUCUCAAACCCAAGGGGUGCACCACCGUUGCCUACAUGGAUGUUAAAACGAAGCUAUUGUAUCUUCGUUUGAAUAAUUCACACAAUCACGAACCACCCUUGGCACAAAAUGGUGAGAGUUGUGGUGACAAUACAGCUGAUUUUUCGAUGGACAUUUCGUAUGAAACUCGGACUAGUUUUGACCAGUCCAUGAGUGAGGUAAACGAGAAACAAACCAUAACCUCCCCUGACGAGGAGCUUCCGAUCGCUGCCACAGUCGAACUGGGAACGGCAGGUGAAUCAGUUGCUCCAACGAUCACGGAAGAGUACUCUUUCGUGAAAGAUUCGGAUAACAAUAAUCUCGUGCUGUAUCAGGAUUACUUGUACGAAUUUUCAACAUCGCACGAGCAGGCCGAUGGCAAACGAUUGUACUGUUGCCAAACAUCCGACUGUCCCGCUGCGUUACAAUUGCUGCCAUCCGGCCAGCUGGCGGUGAUGACCGCUGCCCACCAGGAACACAACCAACCCGACUGUAGCGAAUUGCGCGAUGUAGGUCGUGGUUCGAAGAACUUUCGCGUGCUACCAACCACGGACGGGAGCAAAACGAUAAUAUACGAGGGCUAUAGAUACACCGAUACGGAGUGCCAACAGCUGCCCGAUAUGACGUCCAUAUUCUACUGCGUUGGCCAGGACCAGACGGAUCAAUCGGAUCCCUGCUCCGUGACACUUGAAAUGCUUCCAAACGGAUGCGUUUUUUCCGACCGUACGCAUCGACAUGCGCCGCACGAAGACGUCGUCGACGACACGGUUUCGCCGUCUACAACGGCAAAAGAAACGGAAUCAAAAAUUCUGGUAUUCGAAGGUCGUUCGUAUCAAUAUAUUGGCAAACGAUUCGAUGGCACCAUCACGUGGCAAUGUGUCGAUGAUCCCAAAUGUAAGGCCAAAAUCUACCGCAGAACGAAUGGAAAAUUAACCUGUGGCGUGACGAAACAUGUACCGAGGCAUCUGGUGCCAAAGUUGAUCAAUCGACCUCUUGCCGGGCUUAAACAGCCAAAUAUGACUACUGUUCCUAUCAGCUGCUUAACGUUGUCAGCAGGUAACAUCGGCAGCUCACCGAGUAAUGCGGUAUUACGGUCGACUAGUUCGCAAUCGAACUCCGGCGUGGAUCCGGGGGAGGUAACUUUGGAAAAUGCAAAUGAUACAGAAGAAUUAACGACCUUGGGCCACCACACCAGCCAAGAGAUGUCCCUGAAAAAUGAAGGACAAAACCGGUCCGAGUUCAUCUUUAUGGAUGCGGAAGAUACUGCGAGUAGGAUCUUGCACUAUAAAGGAGUGCACUAUGCUCUUCGCCACGAGCGAGCAGACGGCAUUCAAAUUUACCAGUGCCGUAACUCCACGUGCAGCUAUAGCAUAACCAAAUUUAGAAAUGGCAAAAUUAUGCCGAGAAACACAGGAUGGCAUAGGUGCGAAGAUCAGACGCGCAGUAGGAAUUACGACAAACCGGAAAUUGAAGAUCCUGAUGAUCUGGAUGAUCAGAACGACAGCAGCGGCAUGCAUUCAGGCAGAAAGCGGCUACGCCUGGGAUACGAUCUGAUGGAGUUUGAGCCAAUGGGCACAAAACGGCCAAACAUUACUGAUACGAAAACCCCCGAACCUGAGCGUAAGACACAGAAAGAAGUAACAGAAACAGCGGAUCCUGAAACUGAUUGGUUGGAAGAGGCAGAAAGGGAGGAGGAACCCGUUAAAACCGAUGGCGGUGGUAUUGAUGAAGAAAAUGGGCUACAUGUUUCUAAACCAUCCACCCCCAACGACAAAUCGUCUACAAGUGAGCAAGAAACUGUAAAUUCGGCUGAACCAAAACAAGCAACAUAAUAAUCAUACACAGAAAUGAAUGAAUUGAAGUAUGAAGUUCUUGAAGCAGCAGCUGUUGCGCAAUGUGAAAAAAAGAACCAUACAUAUGAUGGCUGUAUUGAAACGAUUGCGUUGUUAAAAUGUAAGAAAAACAUACCAAUGUUUAAUUUGCUUGACGUGGUGAAAUUGUGCAUUGACUAAAAAUAAGUUACUAUUUGUUUUCUUUCCUUCUUUUCGAGUGCAUUGAAUUUUAUUUGUGUUUAACAAACGUGCAUGAAUAAAA